UCUACCUGCGCACAAGCACCUACGAGACUAGGCGGGGAAUACACACGGACAAGAACCGUAUAUACUUUGCACGGCCCUAUCCUGUAUUUCUUGCGAUGCUCUAUAGCAGGCCGUACCGUAUCGGAAAAGUGUACACACCUUGAAAUCGGCAGACAUGUCUACGUCUACCGAUGAUCCUUUCGCCUUCAUUGCUGGCGAACAGAAACCGGCGCCGGCCAAGAAGCCACAUUGGAGGGAGAAGCUGUUCUCAAAGGAUAAGCGGCCCAAGGGAUCCACUGACCAGCAGAUCGAGGCUUUCCUCGGGCCCACCCGCUCGAAAUCCGUAUCCUACGGAGCAGACCAGAUCUCGCCUCCGCGACUGGACGCCGGCCAUAGAUGGCCGUCUGCCCAAGACGUCCUAAAUGCGCCUUCUCUUCGUGAUACUCCACCGCCUGCGGACUUCACCAAACCCCCUUUCAAAAGUCGCCGAAAGGGGUUGAAAUUGAAAGUGAAGUUUAGCAACCGGAUGCCCGACUUGAUCGGAGAAGGGGGUGAGGAGACGGAUACGCCGACAAUGGAAAUAUCUCUAAGUCGCAAGACCGCGCAAACUCAGGGCCCCGAUGAGCUGGAUGAUCUUGGUGACCGCCAGCCUAAACUUCCCCAACUCCGCCUGGACACAUCAUUUGGUGACAAAAAUGGAUCCACACCUCAAGAGAGAGACCAGCAGAAGGGAAUGAAUGCAGAAGACUGGAAGCCACUGCUGCUACAAAACCCCCAGGACGCUGAUUUCCUCAUGACGUUGAAUCUGGGAGACAAAGGCUCCCGUUUGUCAUUCCGUGCAUCGCCCGAGUCCCAUUCUUUUGCCCAACGUAUCCGGGACAAAAUGCAAGCCGAGGAGGGGCGUGCUUUACAGCAUCGACUGCCGGAACCUCCCUCACCUGCUGAGGACGCCGGGGUCCAAGCCCCCGCGGAAGUUGUUCCCGAUAGUCCCAGUUCAACGUAUGAGACGCCUCCCCUCUCAGAGACGGAGCCAAGCCCACCAGAGAAUUCUUUUCGAGGAUCCCCGAUUCCUCCUCACAUCGAUCGCAGUCCAAUCGAUCGCAGUCCUGAGACCCCCGUCCAUCCUUCUAUACUUUCACCUGGUGGAAGUACCCAAAUCCUUUCCCCUCAAUCGCGUCACCCUAUCCCCAAGAUCGCUGAGCCGGACGGCCCUGCACGUCCAUCUAGCAGGGAUAAUCGUGACACUUCUCGGAGCCCUCAACCCCCCAAAAUUUCGUUGCGGUCUAUUGCCAAUCAGCUAGGCAACACCGCUUUCGCGGAUCUGAAAGUGUAUAUGACACAAUUUAGAGGCCUGAUUCAAACCUCGGCCGAAGAUGCAAAGCCUAUAGCAGAGACUUCCCUUUCCGAAUGGAUGAGAGCUGCGGCAUGGUGGUUUUUGCGUGGGAAGAAACAACUGGAAGCUUAUGCACGCGCCCGUCCUUCGAGCUCUGGAGCACGUUCACCCCAGCAGAGCUCCACGGGAAGUGCGAAACAAGCUAUUAUUGAUCUUGCUAAAGCUUUGUGGAUCAAUGAAAAUAUUGUUGCCCAGCAUGAUGAGGUGACGCGCUAUGGUGCCAUGGGUAUUGAUGCUUUGAUUGCAGUAGCCAGCACAACCGGGAAUGUACAGUUGGCCGAUCUCCUUAGCCUGCAUCAGGCCAUGAUGAAUCAUCUACGUUCAUUGGCCAUGUCUAUUAAGAGGAACAAUAUCCUAGUGACAAUAUCCACGCAGAGGGAUUCCGCAAUCCCAGUUGACACCAGUGUGUGGGUGCGCUAUCCAUCCUUCGCUGCAGACGUUUCCGCGGUGCUCUCUGGUGCAGCCACGAGGGCAUCUCUAGUGGAAAUGCUGGGCAAGGGGCCUUCCUUCGUACAGAUGAUGCCCCUCGGCGAUACCAAUCGCUAUUUCAGUUACGGAAGCAUGUUUGUCCAUGUUUAUGUCAGCUCAAGUGAAGAUGACAUUGAGCAAUUGACGAUGCCUUGCGUAUUGUCCAUUAUCCGCGAUCGUGCCGACUGGUACGUAUUCGCCGCCAUCAUCAGCCAGAAUGAACUAGUCAAUGUCAUGAUCCAGUCGGACAGGAAGAAAGGCCCUACUUGGGAUAGCGUGGAUUGGCAAGUCCGAUCGCACUCAAUCCGGGUCAAGCUGCCCCGCGGUUUCGACUUGGAUGUAGUGUUCCAGGAGGACGAUUUCAAGAACAUCUGGAAUAUUGUUCAAUAUACCCGGAAGACCGAAGCUGGCCUUCAGCGUGAGUCGGGUGAAACAAUAAUUUUCGAAAAUACUCUCAAGUCGUUUCAGUACAUGGACCCUGGCACGCCCAAGUCCUUCCCACCCGACCCUGUUGAGCGGUGUCGGCUUCGGCUGUUUGAGAAGUCCAUGACCAUGACUGAGGGCACUGGCAAUAGAAGCUUGCAUCAAGGCUUUCGACUAGCGGUGCUCACGAGCCCCAAAGUCAAGACUCUCAGCAGUGUGCGUCAUGUUCUCGGCUACGGCACACCGAUUGUUUUCGGCCUGCUUCGAGGUGAGGACGGGGCACCAGCCCUGCUGCUCAAGGUCAAGGAGGAAGGGAGAACCCGGUCUAUGCUCAUGUCAUUUUACGAGUUGGAAGAUCGAACCACCAUGCAUUCUUUACUUCUGGGAAUCCUGCCCCAGGACCGGGAAGUGAAAUCCCCUGAAAUCCCCAUCCGUGCCUACACCAUCGAACAACCAGCGGAUCGCGCCAACGGGCAGCUCGCCAAGGAACAUCUGCAAUUCCCUGCUGGUACCGUCUCGGUCAUCGACCGGGAGCAUUCGCACGUGGAUCAUGGGUACGGCCCGACGGUGCUAUCCGAGCAUCUGCGGGCUUUCAUCGCAACCGAAUGGGGCUCCGUUACGGACCGGAUCAACCUCGGACCCGGUGAGUUGAGACUAGGCCUCGACAUCAACAACCGGACGGGACUCAGUCUGUAUCGACCUGGCCAGAAAGACCUGACCGUUUCCGUCGCGGAGAAUCUAAUCCUACCGGAGAUGCCUGACAAACUAACCGAUUUCUUGCAAACCGCCAUGGCGAAACCAAUGAUCCGACGAUUUGACUUUGGGUCCGUACAAGACCUCCAUAUAUUUGAACGAGCUGUGACGGGAUACAAGGUGCUGUUUGACAGCGUGGCUUCCUCCUUUGCCAUCUCACGACGUCGGAUGGUGGUCCCGAUCACCAAGAAAUGGGAGUCCAGUCUGGCUCGGAUCCAGGUCCUCCGGCGCGAGCGGAUUGUGCAACUGGUGGUCUUCUUGAGCGACUUCCAUCAUGGCAAAUGCAUGAACUUUGUUCUCAAAGGUACCGACACCCUGGAGAGCUUCGGUAAAGGCGGCAAGUUCGGAGUGCGCAUUGUGGAUGCCAAAUUUGCUCUGCCGAAGACCGAAGAUGAUCCGGCAUCAGACUUUGUGUCUCUGGACACGCCGGAGUAUCCAAUGGAGCAUGACGAUAUCUCAAUCGCCUUUGACUCCGAGGCAGACCGGACCAAUUUCCAUGCGGCUGUGCCGGGUUCUGUCCGCGAGCCGUCGAGAAUGAGCUCGCUCCGUCGGUAAAGCUCGCUAUGGAACCCGACUGAGUCCGUUUCCCGUUUCCAUUUUCUGUCCCCUCAUGUCACCAUCCAAUCAUCCAAUCAUCUCCCCACCCCUCCGUCCCGCCUACAUCACGUGUCAGCACCCCCCUUCCUCCUCUUCCCAGUGGAGCUCU
Molecule: messenger RNA, 3722 nt
Organism: Aspergillus sclerotioniger CBS 115572
Lineage: Eukaryota; Fungi; Ascomycota; Eurotiomycetes; Eurotiales; Aspergillaceae
Exons: 5
Coding region: 155-3571 (1138 amino acids)
Source: RefSeq, a predicted model, not a curated record